Messenger RNA from Erythranthe guttata (spotted monkey flower), 2368 nucleotides. NCBI's taxonomy places the organism in Eukaryota, Viridiplantae, Streptophyta, Magnoliopsida, Lamiales, Phrymaceae. The record is from RefSeq and is a predicted model, not a curated record.
UGAUGGUAAAGUGGAGAAAUCUUAAAUAUUCUUAAAGAGGGAGAUGGUAAUAAUAGGAAAGAUCCGGUUGUAGUAGAUUUGAUCGAGGAAUUUAACAAUCAUUACCAGUCUCUUUAUGCUAGUUACGAAAAUCUGACAGAAGAGUUGAGAAAGAAAGCUCAUGGAUAUCAUAAGAACAGUUCCUCUUCGUCCAGCUCAGAUUCCUCGGACUCCGAUGAAUCGUCGAAUAAAAAGGGCAAAAAAAAUGGUAAAGUUAAAAUUAAUUUCGAGACGGAUACAGCUGUCGUAAAGCAGGAGCUGGAAAUGGCACUUUUGGAGGUUGGUGACUUGAAGAGAAAGUUGGCAGCUACUGAAGAUGAAAAGGAAGCUCUAUAUCUGGAAUAUCAAGCUGAAGGAGAAAAAUCGAACGAAGAGAAAUCGAAGCUUUUGGCUGAAAAUGCUGAAAUAAAUAUAGAGCUGGGAAGUUUACGAAAGGUACAAGCUGAGUUGAAUCAGAGGCUUGAAGACGUGGAGAAAGAGAGAGAAAGUUUAAUUGCUGACAAGGAGGCGGUCUUUUUCAAUGCUGAAGAAUUGAGAACCAUUAACAGUGAGUUGCAACACGAGAAGAAAAACCUGCAUCUGGAAUUGGAAUCGGUAAAUGGGCUGUUGUCUACUUUAAAGCAGGAUUACGAGUCAUUAAAGAACGAAGUUGUGAAGCUGAGUCAGAUGCAAAAGACUGCAGAAGAGGAGAAUUUCAAAUUCUCCUCGAAAAUCUCACAUCUUGAGAAUGAGAUUGAACUAGCUGAAAACAAGAAUCGUGAUCUUGUAACUGAAUCCAGGCGAUUAAGUGAAGAAUUGGCUGAGAAGGAAAUAGAGCUCUCACGUCACCUAGAGAUACACGAGGCUUACAAAGAAGAAGCUUCAGCUCGUAUAAAGGAUUUAGAACUGCAAAUACUACACAAGGAGAAUGAGGCCUCGACUAAAAUCGAAGACUUGGUCGAUCAAAUCAAUGCGAAGGACAAGGAACUGGAAGAUCAAAUGAGUAGCAAAAUUACCGAGGUAAAUCAGUUGAGGGAGGAGAAGUGUGGACUAGAGAACAAGAUUUCCGAACUUGAAAAGUCGCUUGCAGAGAAAAGAGAUGAUUUUGUUGCUAUCGAGAAAGAAAUGGAGGAAGUUCGGAGCAAUGCCUCCAUCCAAAUAGCUGCCUUAACAGAACAGGUCAAAUCAUCAGAAAAUAAGAUAAACGAGAUGACAGAUCAGUUCCAGAAAGACAUCGAUGCGAAAAAUCAGGAAAUUUAUCAACUGGAAGAUAAUAUAGACGAACUGAAAACAGAUCUAGAGAUGAAAGUUGACGAAGUCAGUAGAUUGGUCGAUAAUAUGAGAACCACUGAAGUCAAGCAACGUUUAACAAGUCAGAAGCUGCGCAUAACCGAACAGUUAUUGGGCGAGAAUGAAGAGUGCCAGCUCAGGAGAGUGGAGAAGUUGCAGUACGAUCAAAAGCUGCUCGAAGAGAAGAUUGCUGUAUUGUCCAGGAUGAAUGCUGCUUAUAAAGAAGCUCAGGCGAAUGUGGCAGCAGAAAUUUCGGAGAAGGUAAACAGCACAUUGACGGGGAUGGAUACAUUUGGUAUGAAAUUUGAGGAGGAUUACGGUCACUUGGAGUCUCGGGUUUACGAAAUCAUGAACGAGCUUAAAUUUACGAGAAAUUGGAUUGUUGGAACUAAUGCUGAGAAAAGAUCCUUGAAGGAUGAAAUUUCCGGUUUGAUUCAGCAAUUGAAAGACGAGAAGGAAAAGGGGUUGAAGUUGACUGUGAAGAUUACUGAACUGGAGAAUGUAGUUAAAAAGGGUGAAGAUGAAAUCAAAAGCUUGACUCAAAGUGCGGAAAAGCGUGGAGAAAAGAUGAGGGAAUUGGAGAGAGAGAUGAAGGAGAAAGAUAACGGAAUCUUGAGGCUGUGUGAAGAGAAACGGGAGGCUAUAAGACAGCUGUGUGUUUCGAUCGACUAUCAUCAGAAUCGAUAUGAAGAUCUUCGAGAAAUGAUUUUGAUAAAAAGAGGUGGAAGAAGACAUGUAGCUACUUGAUGCUCCAAAUAUACUUGCCAUUUCUAUUGCAUAUUUUUUUCAUUUUUUUUAUUUUUUUAUUUUUUUUGGAGGAAAUUAUUCAUUGUUGUAGAUGCUGUUGGUAAGAAUUGUACAGCAAACGUUGGAUUGGUUUGAAGUUGGUUUGUCAGUAUUGCAAACGUUGGAUUGUGAAAAUAUCAUCUGUAGGGACUUUUUGGUAAUAGCAGAUAGCAUAAAGUGUGGGAUUUUUAAAUUUUCCUUUUUGUGUGUUAAUUGUUUCUACUGUAAAAGUAACUGUUUCAGAGUUUUGUUACCAAAGAUUAUUACAAUAUUU